AUGCUCUCAACGCGCCUCUUGCUCGGGGCCGUACUCCUGCCCAUAUUCUACCUGCUCGAUCAGAAUCUGCACAAGGCAUACAUUUUCGACCCAGCCAAGCUACAGCAGAUAUCGCAGAAUGCCAUCGCGAUCCACGGCAACGACACGCUGCCGAUGAUGCGGCAGAUCACCGCGGACUUGCAAGCAGAGUACGGCAGCGCCAUCGUCGACUGGACCAAGGAUGAUUGGUUUUUCAACAACGCCGGCGGUGCAAUGGGCACAAUGGUCAUUCUCCACUCCUCAAUCACAGAGUACUUGAUCUUCUUCGGCACCGCAUUGCAGACCGAGGGCCACGCGGGCGUUCACAUGGCCGACGACUACUUCACCAUCCUCGUCGGCGAGGAGCAUUUCGCGGGGCCCGGCGACUUGACGGCCCAGGUCUACCGGCCGGGCGACCAGAACCAUUUACCCCGUGGCUCGUCGACGAGGCAGUAUUCCAUGCCCGGUCCAUGUUUCGCGCUCGAGCUCGCCCAGGGUUGGAUUCCAGCCAUGUUGCCAUUUGGAUUCGCCGAUACCUUCAGCAGUACUUUGGACUUUGGAAAUCUUUGGAAGACGGUCAGGUUGACGGCUAAGCAUAUGGGCUCUCAAGCGCUUAUGGGCAAAUUCUAA
Molecule: messenger RNA, 648 nt
Organism: Exophiala spinifera
Lineage: Eukaryota; Fungi; Ascomycota; Eurotiomycetes; Chaetothyriales; Herpotrichiellaceae
Exons: 3
Coding region: 1-648 (215 amino acids)
Biological process (GO): ergosterol biosynthetic process
Cellular component (GO): endoplasmic reticulum
Source: RefSeq, a predicted model, not a curated record